AUGGUUGAUGCGACUGAGAAAGCCGAGAUCGAGGCCAAACAAGCCGAAGAAAAAGUCAUCGCCGGUUCCCAAAUCGGCGUCAAAUACACCGACAAGGGUGCCCGCCACGAAAAAGGCAAACUCAACAACUUCGGCCACCUGACUUUCUGGGUCGGAAAUGCGAAACAAGCGGCCGAGUGGUAUUGCAUUCGAUUUGGCUUUGAAGAGUGGUGCUACAGAGGAUUGGAGACUGGUUCGAGAGACAUUUGCUCGCAUGUGAUCAAGCAGAAUGAUGUCGUUUUUGAGUUUCAAUCGGCACUGCAGCCGGGAAAUGAGGAGUUUGGGAAGUUUCUAGAGACUCAUGCUGAUGGUGUCAAAGAUAUCGCCUUCAACUGCGAAGACGUCGACGCCUUGAUUGAGAAAGCCCGAGAAGGUGGCGCUAUCGUAGUCUCCGAGCCCGAGACAAUCAGCGACGAGUUCGGAUCAAUUCGAACCGCCGUCUUGCAGACUUACGGCGACGUGUGCCACACCCUCAUUGAUCGAUCGAAAUAUCCAGCUGAUAGACAUCUUCCAGGAUACAAGUUUGCUUCGGAAAUGAAGAACUACCGUGUUGAUCCAGUCGCUGCUAAAAUGUCGCCAAUCAACCUCGAAUUCAUCGACCACGUGGUCGGCAACCAGCCUGACAAGGGUAUGGAGCCCGUUACCCAGUGGUACGAAACUAACCUCCUCUUCCACCGAUUCUGGUCCGUCGAUGAUUCAAUGAUGCACACAGAAUACUCAGCCCUCGCCAGUACAGUCGUCGCAAGCUACGACGAAAAUAUUAAGCCAAAGUUCGAGAAAGACUUCUAG
Oikopleura dioica is the source of this 828-nucleotide messenger RNA. The record is from the annotation of a GenBank genome assembly. NCBI's taxonomy places the organism in Eukaryota, Metazoa, Chordata, Appendicularia, Copelata, Oikopleuridae.